Ochlerotatus camptorhynchus is the source of this 2008-nucleotide messenger RNA. RefSeq names its product integrator complex subunit 10 (gene IntS10). Gene Ontology annotation, biological process: snRNA processing. Gene Ontology annotation, cellular component: integrator complex. Lineage: Eukaryota; Metazoa; Arthropoda; Insecta; Diptera; Culicidae. The record is from RefSeq and is a predicted model, not a curated record. The transcript is spliced from 3 exons. Bases 86 to 1969 code for a protein of 627 amino acids.
AGCCGCUUCGGCUGUGUUUGAAUGUUUAUUUUGAUUCAGGAUUUAAUUUUUCGCAUCAAGCUGGGCAGAAAAUUCAAUCUAAACCAUGGAAGUACUCUCCAGCGAGAAGUAUCUGAUAGCUCGCGCUAAGGAAACGACUGAUCCGUACACGGCCAAAGCAUGGAUCAUCGCGGCAAAGACGCUCUUUCCGAACGACUUCGGCGUCCAGUUCGAGGCGUACGAAAUCGAGAAGAAUGCUAACAAUUUUGAGGAAGCCGCGAAAUGCUUGAGUUAUAUAAUUAUGACAUUCCAAAACGCCCAUCAGACACCGGCCAACCUGUUGAACGAAAUCUCACUGAUGACGUCCGCGCUUCGAGUGCCGGAAGGGACCACCACUUCGGAGCAGGAAUUCUACGUUAAAAUGUUCCAGUACAUUUCUUACGAGGUGCAGCACAAGAUCCUGCUGCUCACAGCUGCCCACUCCAAUAAUAAUCUGGACCAUUGCCGCUUGAUUUUGCUGUUGCUGAAAAGAUUCCCUCAAGCGAUUUCCACUCAUGCUCCUCGCCUACUGGAAACUCUAGUUCAGAACAUAACGAUACCGAGCUUUAAGGAAAUGUUGGUACAGGAAGCGAUCCCGCUGGUUUACAAUCGUCCUCCAGAACUACCGAGCAAGUUGGUUCAUCAAAUCAUGGCCGUUUGCUUCGAGUAUUAUCUGAAUCAGAUGCUCACGGAAACUGAGGAUAAAGCACGAACGAUCGCAGAUUGUUGGCGUAAAAUUUUCGAAAUACUUGAAUUUUGUGCACAGAUUCUCAAGUGGGAACCGUUCGUGCCUUACAAGAAAGGUUGGAGCAAGGAUAUCUACUGGCAGAAGAUCAUUCAAAUUGUGCAGUCUGCUCCGCCGAGACCCUCCGAGAACAAACAGAUUCUAUUUUGCGCUACGAUCGUGUUUGUGCUGUCGCUUCAGGAGUACAUUAAUUAUUCCCGUCUGAAAGGAAAGGACAAUGAGAUUGAGGUGAUUCUCGUUGAAGGUUUGAAGGAUUUGAAAAUCGAUGUAAAACGCCGUCAGAUGGAAACGGUUUUGGAGAUUCCACAGGUGGUUGUCAAUGGACCGGUUAACCCUGAUGCUCCAAAUUGUUUGGUAACGUCGUACAACUGUUGGCAGCUGCUGCACUCGAAUGAAAUCCUGAAGGCCGACUUUACUCAGCUCAUUAUAUGCAUACCGGGCUUAUCGCUGUGGAUUCAGAAAUUCUUAAUCGACCUAUCGGUUUACGUUAGACAGCACGAAGAAACGCAUUCGCUGCUUCAAUCUCAAAAUGCCCGCAACAUGUCCCAGCUGGAGAAAAACGUCCGCUUGUUUGGUGUUGCAUUGGUACAAGGGAGUAUAAAUGUCCAUUUGUUUGAGCUGAUGAACAGCAUUCUGCAGAAUCUUCCCACCACAAAUGGAUACUAUUUGCAAAACGUCUCCCUUUACCCAGCGCCCCGGGUGCUGAUGCUAAUGCCUCUAACCAAGCGUGCCAUUCUACAUUAUAUAGUUCAAACACUCAUUACCUUCCUCAAGGCCAAGCUAAGCGACCCCGACUGUUCGAACUCCGUUAUGGGUAAUCUUCUCGUUUUGUGCCAGCUGAAUUGGCCUGACGAAUCCACAAUCGUGGAAAUUAUUUUCGAAAUUAUUAAAUCGAGACGUCAAUUCAGUUAUCCCACCUGGACGAAUUAUGUGGUAAACGUGGAAAUCGUCGAAGAGUUCAUGUAUAUGUGGCAAAAUUGUCCGGACGUGAAGCUGGAGUUGGCCUUGCCGUCGAGUAGUAGUACCCUAGCCGCCGCAGGGUCCAGGCGAAUCGGAACGCGAGGAGUGGAUAAGGGCGUAAAGGAGGACUUCAAGCAGGCGAUCAAACAGCAAAUUUCACGUAGCAACGAAGAUCUGGAUGAGCUGUUGGUGCAAUUUCUGCAGCAGCAACAUUUAAGCUUGUUGCAGAAUAUUUUCGAGAAAUGAUGAAAUUGAUGGACAAGGUAGAAUUGAUUGUGUAGGAGA